This is a messenger RNA of Fonsecaea pedrosoi CBS 271.37, 3000 nucleotides long. RefSeq lists its product as uncharacterized. Bases 1 to 3000 code for a protein of 999 amino acids. The transcript has a single exon. NCBI's taxonomy places the organism in Eukaryota, Fungi, Ascomycota, Eurotiomycetes, Chaetothyriales, Herpotrichiellaceae. Gene Ontology annotation, biological process: endonucleolytic cleavage in 5'-ETS of tricistronic rRNA transcript (SSU-rRNA, 5.8S rRNA, LSU-rRNA); endonucleolytic cleavage to generate mature 5'-end of SSU-rRNA from (SSU-rRNA, 5.8S rRNA, LSU-rRNA). Gene Ontology annotation, molecular function: protein binding; U3 snoRNA binding. The record is from RefSeq and is a predicted model, not a curated record. Gene Ontology annotation, cellular component: 90S preribosome; nucleolus; small-subunit processome.
AUGGCUACCAAAAUCCACCACAAAACAACCUUUGAAGCCGCGAAAACCAUCGAGCCAAUAUUCACCGGCGGUGAUGUUUCGCACGAUGCAAGCGGCUCUUACAUCGCAACUUGUGUCGAUGAAGACGCCCUUAUCGUCAAUAUCCAGACCGGCAAGGUGCUCUGCCGCAUCGAAGGAGAUGGAGAAGCUGUGACGAGUCUGUGUCUGGCUCCAGAUUUAUCCCAUUUGGUCAUAGCUUCACGGUCGCUUUCACUACGAAUCUUUUCGCUCAAGCCUCUAGAAGGAUCUGAAUUGAUCACCGCAGAGCUCACACGCACGUUGAAGCCACAUACCACUCCAGUUGUGUCAUCGGCUAUUGAUGCCACAGGAUCACUUCUGGCGACGGGAGGUGCCGAGGGCACAGUGAAAGUAUGGGAUCUCAGGGGCGGUUACAUCUCACAUACCUUCCAUGGCCACGGCGGUGUCGUCUCUGCCCUUCACUUCUUCCAAUCACAAUCAGCCAGUUCCUCAGAUUCCCAUACAAGCCGCAAGCGGAAGAGUCGUGGCGAAGCCCAAAUGGAGGUAGAUGAUCCAACCCCAGCUCGGACCAUCUAUGUUGCAUCUGGAGGCGAAGAUGGGAAAAUCCGCAUAUGGAAUCUAUCUACCCGAAAGUCCAGCGCGACCCUUGACUCUCAUGUCAGUGUUGUGCGGAGCCUGAAAUACUCCAAAGAGCAACAACUUCUCCUCUCCGCAAGCCGCGACCGGACAAUAAUUCUCUGGGACUCCCGAACGUGGAAACAGCAACGAGUCAUUCCAGCUCUGGAAGUGUUGGAAACGGCGGGGUUUCUCCUGGAUGGCCGGUUUUGCUAUGCUGGAGGAGAAUACGGCGCAGUCAGGAUCUGGAAUAUCACCACUGGCCGUGAACUCACUUCCAAGCCGAAACCCGGACUUGAGAAUGAUGCUAUCACAGCGAUCAUCCCGAUGAUCGAGGAUGAUACGAUACUAUCUGUCCACCAGGAUCAAACGAUGAAGUUACAGAGUAUUUCUGCUCUGCGCAACCUCCAGAUGUCAGAGACACUGGGGAGUUUACCUGUGAUUCGGACGAUUUCUGGAAACUACGAUGAAGUUAUUGACAUGGCCUGCGUCGGUCCUGACAGGUCUCUACUAGCACUUGCUACCAAUACGGAGAGUCUUAGAUUGAUUUCGAUCCAAGACAAUGGACAAUCAACGAAUUCAAGCGCCCCAGAAGGCGUCGAGCCAUUCGGAAACGACGUUGUCCUGCUCGAGGGCCACGAAGACAUAAUCAUCUGCUUGGAUGUCGAUUGGUCAGGCCACUGGGUCGCAACUGGUGCGAAGGAUAACACUGCAAGGCUGUGGAGACUAGACCCGGCCUCAUCGUCGUACGAAUGCUUUGCCGUUUUUGCUGGACAUGCAGAGUCCUUAGGGGCCAUUGCAUUGCCCAGAAGUCCACCAACGGACGGACCGUCCCUAAGGAGUCCUUCAACAUACCCUCCGGCAUUCCUUCUGACGGGCUCACAAGACAAGACAAUCAAAAAAUGGAACACUGCAAAACUCAAGUAUGACGAAUCAGCAACAGAACCACAUACUGGCAUCAAAGCCUUGUUCACUCGGGUCGCGCACGAAAAGGAUAUCAAUGCAAUGGACGUAUCUCCCAUCGCGCCGCUAUUUGCUUCAGCUUCUCAAGACCGCACCAUCAAGGUGUGGUCACUGGAAGACGGCUCUGUGACGGCCAUCCUGCGCGGCCACAAGCGAGGUGUCUGGUCUGUCCGCUUCUCUCCCGCAGGGACGCCUCCGCUUUCUCUGCCAGAUGGUGGUUCAAGUGGCGCUCGUGGCCUGCUUGUCAGUGGCUCAGGUGACCGGACAGUCAAAGUAUGGUCACUUUCGACCUACACCUGUCUUCAGACGUUCGAGGGCCACAGCAACUCGGUGUUGAAGGUUGUUUGGCUUCCGCCCAUCGAUUCCAACUCUAAGGACGAGGAUAUGGAAGAAGACGACCGUCCCUCGCAGGCCCAACCCAACAGUCAACCAUUAAUAGCAUCCGCAUCCUCAGACACACUCGUCAAAAUCUGGUCGCCAUACUCGACCGCUGACUCUGAUCAUCUCCUAACAACUCUUGACAACCACACCGAUCGUGUGUGGGCGCUGGUGGCUCCAAACUCGUAUCCGCGAAUACCACCUCCUUCGUCGUCUUCGAGCCAAAAACGCCGCACCAAGUCCCAACCCCAGCCCUAUCCCUACGCACUGAUAUCGGGUGCUGGCGACGCGACCUUGACGUUCUGGCGCGACACGACCCUCCAAACGACCUUACUGGCCUCUCAACGCGCGACCGAGCGGAUCGAGCAAGAUCAGCUCCUACAGAACCACAUCUUCAGCAAAAACUACCGCGAAGCCAUCACCCUGUCCCUGGCGCUGGGCCACCCCGGCCGACUCCUGCGCGUUUUCGAGGACGUGGUCAAUUCCUCCGAAUCCCGCGGCAAGUCAAGGACCUCGGGUAGUGACGAGCACGUUGACGACAGUAGUAACAGCAUCACAGGCUCGAAAGCCGUCGACGACGUCCUCGCCUCCCUGGACCGGACGCAACUCUGGCAAUUACUCGAGCACGUGCGGGAUUGGAACACCAACGCCCGCACGGCGCCCGUGGCCCAGAGGAUCCUCAACUGCCUGCUGCGGUCGUACCCGAAGGACGUGUUUGUCGACAUGGCGCGGGCGAGGAAGAAGAAAUUGGGCGGCGCCGUGGCCGGCGACCAACCUGAGACGAGGCAGAGACGCAAAGGAGGCGGGGACAUGCAGGACCUUCUGCGCGCGCUCGAGGUCUACACCGAGAGGCACUACAAGAGGAUGGACGACCUGGUCGACGAGAGUUACCUGAUUGAGUAUACGCUGCGGGAGAUGGAUGAGGUUGCGGGCGUCUCUACCGCCGGGGAUUUGAAUGGGUCGCUGCUCACCAACGGGCAUGAGGCGCAGAAUCAGAGAAUGGAUGGGGAUGUCAUCAUGGUAUGA